AAAAUUUGUUCAUUCAUUCAAUACCCCGUACGUCCGCCGAUGAAGGGCGGCGCAGCCUCUACCAUCGCACGCCGCAUUGCGUCCUCGUUCAUUGUAUUCUCCUGCAGCUUGGCUGCCGCACACUUUACGACUCUGCAUGCCCAUUUCUUUCCUAAUAUUAGCACCUCCCCGCCCAGCACCGCCGGCUGGGAUGUUUUCAAUACGUACCUCGGCUGCCAUGCCGGGGAACACGUCCCCGGCUUAGCCAGCCUCAAGAAGUACUUCCAUUACUUUGGCUACAUCCCCGCCGCCUCCAACUUCACCGACGACUUCGACGCCGUGCUCCAGUCGGCUGUCAAGACCUACCAGCUCAACUUCAAUCUCAACGCCACCGGUGACCUCGACGCGCCCACUAUCCAGCACAUGAUGCGCCCCAGAUGUGGGAACCCCGACAUCAUCAACGCCACCUCUACCAUGGCUUCCGGCCGCAAGCCUCCUCCCGGAUCUGCCAUACACGUGGUGGGCCAUUACUCCUUCUUUCAGGGCCGCCCGCGGUGGCCCCAGGCCAGCACUCAGUUAACUUACGCGUUCUUCCCAGAGAAUCAGUUGACCGACGCCGUCAAGAGCGUGUUCGCGCGUGCCUUCGCCAGGUGGUCAGCGGUGAUCCCCUUGAACUUCACGCACACCCCCACGUACACAUCGGCGGACAUCCGGAUCGGUUUCUACGUCGGGGACCACGGAGACGGCGAAGCAUUCGACGGGUCGAUGGGGACGCUGGCGCACGCGUUCUCUCCACCGUCCGGCCACCUCCACAUGGACGGCGACGAAAACUGGGUACUCGACGGCGACUCCCUCAACGUGCCGGCGUCGGUUGAUCUGGAGUCAGUCGCGGUUCACGAAAUCGGGCAUAUGUUGGGAUUGGGUCACUCGUCGGUGGAGGAUGCAAUCAUGUAUCCAACUCUCGCGACGGGAACCCGGAGAGUGGAGCUUGCCGGAGAUGAUAUCCAGGGGAUUCAGGAACUCUACGGGUCAAACCCCACUUUUCAAGCUCCGGCCAACGCGUUCCGGCGUGGAGACGAUUCAAGUGGGGCCCACACACUCUAUUUACUUUCCACCCUUUGGUUGCUGGUUGUUGCUCUUGUAUGUUUAUUUAUUCUUUAUUACUAGUAUUAUUAAGAGGAAAUUCGGCAAAUAGGACUAAAUAAGAAUGAAAUUGCAAAAAUAGGAGUCCAAAAUAACUACAGAUUUCGUGGGACUAAAAAUCAUGCGAAUUUCCAAAUUUGACCUUCAUGUCCAC
Molecule: messenger RNA, 1276 nt
Organism: Cuscuta europaea
Lineage: Eukaryota; Viridiplantae; Streptophyta; Magnoliopsida; Solanales; Convolvulaceae
Source: the annotation of a GenBank genome assembly